Molecule: messenger RNA, 840 nt
Organism: Phragmites australis (common reed)
Lineage: Eukaryota; Viridiplantae; Streptophyta; Magnoliopsida; Poales; Poaceae
Exons: 1
Coding region: 1-840 (279 amino acids)
Source: RefSeq, a predicted model, not a curated record
AUGAGUAUGCUAGCCUUGAGGAAGUUUGUCGAGGCUAUUGUUGUGCUUUUCUCUGAUGAAUAUCUCCGGGCUCCCACUGCAGAAGAUACUGCUCGCCUCUUGGCCGAUGGCGAGCGGCGAGGGUUCCUCGGGAUGCUGGGGAGCAUCGACUGCAUGCAUUGGGUGUGGAAGAACUGUCCGAAAGCAUGGCAUGGCGCUUAUACGGGCCAUACUCGCAAGCCUUCCAUAGUUUUGGAGGCGGUUGCGUCGUACAAUUUAUGGAUAUGGCAUGCUUUCUUUGGGAUGCCUGGUAGUCUCAAUGAUAUAAAUGUUUUGCACCGGUCUAACAUUUUUACCAGGCUUACCGAUGGGACUGCGCCAAACGUGUCAUACACAGUUAAUGGUAACAGGUACGACAUGGGGUACUACCUCGGCGACGGCAUUUACCCCGAAUGGGCAACCAUAGUGAAGGCAAUUUCAGCACCAAGAGGCAACAAGAGUGUCCAUUUCUCCGCCAUGCAAGCAGCUAUCCGCAAGGAUGUGGAACGUGCAUUUGGUGUCUUGCAGUCGAGGUUUGCCAUAAUCCGCAGACCUGCUAGAGUUUGGGAUCAAAGCACACUGCAGAACAUAAUGACAACAUGUGUCAUUAUGCACAACAUGAUAAUUGAGGACGAAAAUGGCAGCGCUUCAACCGAGCAGGUGUUCAACUAUAUGGGGGAGACAGCGACAGUGCAUCGAGAUCUAGACCAAGCAGUCCUGCAUUAUGUUGAAGCCACUGAAGCCAUCAGGAACCGUGCAAUGCACCACAAACUGCGUGAAGACCUUGUUGACCACCUCUGGAGUCUACAUGGAGCACAUUAG